Gloeophyllum trabeum ATCC 11539 is the source of this 1978-nucleotide messenger RNA. RefSeq lists its product as uncharacterized. The coding region runs from base 290 to 1900 and encodes 536 amino acids. The record is from RefSeq and is a predicted model, not a curated record. Gene Ontology annotation, cellular component: nucleus. The transcript is spliced from 6 exons. Gene Ontology annotation, molecular function: copper ion binding; DNA-binding transcription factor activity, RNA polymerase II-specific; RNA polymerase II cis-regulatory region sequence-specific DNA binding. Gene Ontology annotation, biological process: intracellular iron ion homeostasis; positive regulation of transcription by RNA polymerase II; intracellular copper ion homeostasis. Lineage: Eukaryota; Fungi; Basidiomycota; Agaricomycetes; Gloeophyllales; Gloeophyllaceae.
CUCAACACCAUAAACCCCCUCUACUCAUGUUGGUGACACCUGUAUUCGACGUCCGCUUGCAUCGAGUCUCGUCGCAAUAACACACGCUCUCUGAGCGUCGUGGGCGGUUCGAAACGUCCGCGACGUGCUUUUGCUGAUUAUUUGCCACAUUUGCCCGACUUUGCUCUCCGUCUCGAUUUUUUGUCGCCCGUCGAGUCGACUGCGAGGAUUUGCGAACGUGAAGUCGAUUAAGUGUUAUAUUAAGGGGAGGAAUUCAUUCGUCAUAUCUAAAGCGGCGGCUGAAGAGCACAUGAUGGUUGUGGUCGACGGAAAGAAAUAUGCCUGUGAGACGUGCAUUAAGGGGCAUCGCUCGUCCGCAUGCAAGCACACCGAUCGACCCCUAUUCGAGAUCAAGAGGAAAGGGCGGCCUGUAACACAAUGCGAACACUGCAGAGAGCUCCGCAAAACAAAACAAGUGCACGUCAAAUGUAUAUGCGAGUCCAGAGAGGACGACGCGGGAGAGGCCUCGGGCAGCAGGAAAGGCAGUAAGAAGGUUCCGGCUUCGGCCGCCUUCCCGACUGGUUUGCCCCCAGAACUGGAGGCCGCGGUGGCUGCGCAGCUCACCUCGGAGGCGUCAUCAGACUCGGAGCAUGGAGGAACUUGCGAUACAUGUGAAUGCAAGUCUGGAGGUCCUUGUCACUGCGCUACACCGAGAUCAACUGGGAAGACUCGCAAGGGCUCGACGACGACCCGGGAAGGUAGCGCCGGCAGUUCAGGAGGUGCUGCCCAUCGUCUGCCUGAGGGCUUGAACCAGCCUCAUUUUCGUCCUGUACUUCCGCGGCCCACUCCAGGAACAUCGCUGGGAACGAGCUCCCAACCCUCCUCUGUCAUCCCCGCGAAUCAUCCGCCUCGGCAUCCCACCCAUAGCUCUAUGUUUUAUAGCCCUUACGGACGCGCGUAUGAACAAAUUCACACCCAGGAUCGCACUACCCUGGCGACAGCCAGGCCUACCAUAGGCACUGGUGUCGCUCAGGGCCAAAACACUGUCCCGCCACAUCUAUACCAAUUGUUCACUAGUUCGCCGGCGUCCCAUCCAAUGCAAAACGCGUCUAGCCAGCCUCCGCUCCUGCCUCCAGUAUGGCCCUCUCCCACCGACGAAUCCUUCCCACUGUGCAAUUGUGGAGACAGCUGCUCUUGCCCUGGCUGUCUCGAACACCGUGGGCCUGCCGCGGCUGGCUUCACCUCCUUCCAGACCUGCACGAACCAAAACUCAUGCUCCUCGUGCUUGUCCUGCAGCAUCCUGUCCCUGCCGUAUGAAGCCGCGUCGCCCGAGUUCAGUGAUCAGCAGUCAUUCCAGCUGGCGGAAGAGCUUUUGGCUCGUAUCCCGGACUUGAUGGGCGGCGGUCCGCAGGCGUCUGCAUCUCACCCUAUGGCAACCUCCCAGCAGCUUCCCCCUGCUGUGAUGCAAGGGUAUAUGGCCGGACAGGCUUGGCCGAAUUAUGCAGGGUCGAGGACUACGGGCGCUAUGAAUGAAAAUACUAGUGAGUGCUGCGGCGGCCAGUGCAAAUGCGCCGUGGGCCGCUGCAAUUGUCCUCCGGACUGCUGUGGCUGCUGCCAGGGCUGCUCAUGCGACCACUGCAAUCACGAACAGGAGGGCGCAAGGGGGCUGACGUUUGCUGUCUCGGGGGAGAGGGGUGCAUGUGCUUGCGGUUCCGGGCAUCAGCUUAGGCAGGGGCAGGGUGGUGGUGAUGCAAUUCGCGGUCCGGGAUCGCAGUUCACGAGCCUGGGUGCGGCGCGGAGGUCCAGUUCCUCGAGCACCUCGCAGUUCGGGCGGUCGACGUCGUAUCAAAGUGCAUACUCUUCUUCGUCCGCUGGUGCUCCAUCCGCCGGGGGCUCUUGCUGUUCGUCCAAGAAGACUUAGUGUACCGUACGUUAUACAAGAAUAUUAAAAAAUCCGAGCGUGGGUUGUACAAAAUGGAGUGCAUGACCUGAAGCACGC